This is a messenger RNA of Rattus rattus (black rat), 1749 nucleotides long. RefSeq names its product mitochondrial ribosomal protein L17 (gene Mrpl17). Gene Ontology annotation, molecular function: structural constituent of ribosome. Lineage: Eukaryota; Metazoa; Chordata; Mammalia; Rodentia; Muridae. The transcript is spliced from 3 exons. The record is from RefSeq and is a predicted model, not a curated record. The coding region runs from base 92 to 622 and encodes 176 amino acids. Gene Ontology annotation, cellular component: mitochondrial large ribosomal subunit; ribosome. Gene Ontology annotation, biological process: translation.
CUGGAAAGUGAUUCCGCCCUGCACCCCCGCAACACGCACCGUGCUUAGUUUCCUUUUCCGGGCCCCGGAGAGGUGGGGCCAAGGUGGGAGCAUGAGGUUGUCGUUAGCUGUCGCUAUCUCCCACGGCCGCGUCUACCGCCGCCUGGGCCUCGGUCCCGAGUCCCGGAUCCACCUUCUACGGAACUUGCUCACAGGCCUAGUUCGCCACGAACGCAUCGAGGCGACAUGGGCACGCGUGGACGAGAUGAGGGGCUACGCGGAGAAGCUCAUCGACUAUGGAAAGCUGGGAGACACCAACGAACGAGCCAUGCGUAUGGCUGACUUCUGGCUCACUGAGAAGGACUUGAUCCCAAAGCUGUUUAAAGUGCUAGCGCCUCGGUUCCAAGGUCAGAAUGGCAACUACACAAGAAUGCUACGGAUCCCGAAUCGAAAGGAACAAGAUCGGGCCAAGAUGGCAGUGAUAGAAUAUAAGGGGAACUGCCUCCCUCCCCUGCCUCUGCCUCACAGAGAUAGCAACCUUACUCUCCUAAACCAGCUACUCCUGGGACUGCAGCAGGACCUGCACCAUAACCAGAAAGCAAGCCUCCACAGCUCCCAUACAGUUCAAACACCAAAGACUUGACUGGAGCUGGAGAGUGCAUAGGUGUGGUACCUGUGUUGAUAGGUCUUGGAGCUCUUGUAGUGUGUGAGACCUUGAAGUAGCAUUGUGGAGCCCCCUCAUAAUGAGGCCCAGACCUCCCUGCUGACUAGACUUGAUCCUCUUUGCACAGUAGAUAAAAUCCUUGAUAUGAAUAUAAGACACUGACUUUCUUUUCCUUCCCUAGGAUUUCUGGAACGUAAGGGGCAUGCAGAUGCUCAGCCUCCUAAGACAGUAAAUCCACUGCUUUACCUUUCUGAAUCUUAGGUCCAGUUUUGCUUUGCUUUUUGGUGGGGAGAGGGUCUUGCUGUGUAAUCCAGGUUGCGUCUACCAUGCAGCAGUCCUCCUGUCCCUUUUGCCCAAGUGCUGGGCUUGAAGGUGUUCACCACCACACAGUGCCAGUUUGCUUAUGUUUUGUUUUUAUUUUUCUGAGACAGAACUCUCUUUGUAGACCAUGCUGGACUUGAACUAAGAGAUCCGCAUGCAUUUGCCUCCUGAGUACUGGGAUUAAAGGCAUGGGACACCACUUCCUGGCUCAGUUUGCUUAUUUUAACACUUACUUAGAUGGGCCCUGUAUUGAUUGAUUCCAAAUUAUCUUCCUAUGGUGCUUGUGGUCCAGCCUAGAGACUCACCAUAGGGAUUUCUUUUUUGUUUGUUUUUUAUAAGUUACACAUGAGAAUCUAUUUACCAAUCCUCAUGGGUUUCAUCUUGGCAUUUUCAUAUAUGUCUGUCUACCAGUGUCUUUUGAUCAUGUUCACCACCACACACACGCACCCCAUUGUCCUGUCUAUUUCAUUUAGCCCCCCUUCCACUUCAUGUCUUUUUGUGAGUGUGAUUGUAUCCUGGUGAGUUUCAUUAGUCCUACUUACAGGAGCGUGUGUGUCUUAUCAAUGGCUAUACCCUCCCUUAGCAACCGUUAACUAUCAAUCCACAAGGGAGGGUGUGGCCACCUGCACUUCUAACCCCCUGACAAGAUUUUGACAGGCUACUGUGAGAGCAAGCAUUCAGUCCCAAGAGAUUGCUUCCUGAUAACUAGCUAUGUGAACCUCUGUACAGGAAUCUUCAAAUAACGAAGUACUCCUAAAAAUGAGAAUUGUUUCUAGGCAAGGUCA